AUGAGAAAGUCCUUGUUCGAACGCCAGAAAGCAGAGGCCGAAGCCAAACGCGCGAGAGAGAAGGCCGAAACCGCAGCCGUCUACGAGGACUUCCUCAAAUCGUUUGAAGACGAUGGCGAUUCAUCGUCAUCCCCUGCCACAGCAGGCAGGUCGCCUUCAUAUCGCCCUAGCAACCUUCCGCCCGGACCGUCGGCUGCAGGCCCAGCAAGGCGACACUUCACAAGCGGGACAAUGAAGAGUUCAGCGAUCGGGAGUUUAGGUCCUCCUCCGCAACCCUUUUCGAAAAAGCGGACAUACGAUGGUUACCCAACGUCGUCUCGAGACCGCGACACGAGUCGAGGCAUCUUCGCGUUCGAGAAUCCCGCUGGGCCAGUUGACGCUGCUUUUCGGACAUCUGAUGACGAGGAAGAGAAAACCGUGGAGAAGAAAGAAGCAGACAGAGCGGCCGCUAAACCCACUCUGCACCUUUCCUCGUUGCCCCCAGGAACCUCGCCAGCCGUCGUCAAAGCGCUUAUUCCGCCCGUGUUGGUAGUGGAUAAUGUUAAGAUCAUACCGCCAACCAGUCAAGGAAGCGGAGAACGAAAGAUUUGGUCUGCUAUUGUCACUUUGGCCAAAGAGACCGCUGCUACUGAUAUGGAUACAGUGGUGAGCUCGUUGCAGAAUAAAUACUUAGGGUGGGGGUUUUAUCUUUCCAUAUCUCGACACCUUUCCUCUGUUGCAGUUAAUGCUGCGAUACCUAUUACUCCCGGGCUUGCAUCCCUCACCUCCCAACCUUUUGGAGCCCGCCCGGUCUCGCAUGGUCCUGGAGCAUUUGGUCGUGGCCCUCCCGGUCCCCAUCGUUCUGGAUUUGCGCCUCCGGCUUCCUAUGGUCCUGGCUACGGUAAAAGGAGCGGACCGGCACUGCAAAUCGAUGUUAAACCGCCUUCCGACCUAAAACAGCUGAAGUUGAUUCAUAAAACAUUGGAGAGCUUGUUGACCUACGGCCCCGAAUUUGAAGCCCUUCUUAUGAGUCGCCCGGAAGUGCAGAAAGAGGAAAAAUGGGCAUGGAUUUGGAACCCUAGGAGCGUUGGUGGCGUAUGGUACAGAUGGAAGCUGUGGGAUAUUCUUACAAAUUCCAAAAAUGGCACUAGCAGAAGCCGAAUCUGCGCUGCUCCAGCGUAUAUCUUUGAGAACGGGCCGAGCUGGGUGGCUCCAGAAAAGAAAUUGGAGUUUGAAUUCAUAACUCAGUUGGACCAAUUCGUCUCCGAUGAAGAUUACGAUUCCUCUGAAGAGGAUGACUCCGAUAGAGAAGACGAGAGGCGUAUCAAUGAGGCCUCGAACGAGACAAGCGACGGGACUGGCCACUUGAACCCGCUACAAAAAGCCAAACUAGUUCAUCUUCUUGCGCGACUCCCGACCUCUAAUACGAGACUUCGCCGGGGCGAUGUCGCUCGCGUCACAGCAUUCGCCAUACAUCAUGCGGGGGAAGGAGCUGACGAAGUGGUGAACUUGAUAGUGUCCAAUGCAAAACGUCCCUUUGCUUAUACUACGGCAAACCCCGAAAGGCAGCGGGAUGAAACUGAAGCUCGAAAUGCAAAAGCAGAUGAGCCUUUAGAGGGCAAGGAGGCUAAUGGUGGCGAUGGUGAUGCGGCUGAGCAAUCGGUGAAGCUUGCGCAUAGAGAAAAGCUAGACACAUCACCUGCGCAACUAGUAGGGCUCUAUAUUAUCUCGGACAUUUUGUCGUCGUCGUCCACGAGCGGUGUUCGCCAUGCUUGGCGUUAUAGGCAGCUAUUCGAGACAGCACUCAAGAAUCACAAACUUUUCGAGCACCUUGGGCGACUUGAGAAAGAGCUCGGAUGGGGUCGCCUGAAAAUAGAAAAAUGGAGAAGAAGUAUUGGAAAUCUCUUGAGUCUCUGGGAGAGUUGGUGUGUUUUUCCUCAGUCAAGCCAUGAACAUUUCGUUCAGGUGUUCGAACGGCCACCUCUCACUGAAAAUGAACUGGCUGAGGAAAAGGCUCGAGUGGAGGCAGAGAAAAACUCUACGGUGUUUGGUGGGAGGGGUAAAGGCAAAUGGAAGACGUUGGAUGAUAUUAACGCGAAAGCCGACACAAACGAUGGUGAACCCAGCGCUGAUGCUCAGAAAAUGGACGUGGAUGUUGAUGGGCAACGUUUAACGGACGAUGAAAAUGUCGACGGUGGGCCAAUGUCAGAUCUUGACGGUGUUCCAAUGGAAGACAGUGACAUGGAAGAUCUGGACGGCCAAGCUCUGAAUGAUGAAUCUCCGGAAGCCCAGGAGCAGGGAUCUGAAAUGUUGAUGGAAGAAAAACAGCUUGAUAAGCCUGCGACAUCGACGCCCGAAUCUCCCGCUCAACGUCGUCGUCCCAAAGCGGAAGACAUGUUUGCGGAUUCCGAUUCGGAUUAA
Uncinocarpus reesii 1704 is the source of this 2400-nucleotide messenger RNA. RefSeq lists its product as uncharacterized. Bases 1 to 2400 code for a protein of 799 amino acids. Gene Ontology annotation, molecular function: RNA binding. Gene Ontology annotation, cellular component: nucleus. NCBI's taxonomy places the organism in Eukaryota, Fungi, Ascomycota, Eurotiomycetes, Onygenales, Onygenaceae. Gene Ontology annotation, biological process: RNA processing. The transcript has a single exon. The record is from RefSeq and is a predicted model, not a curated record.